AAAAAAGACGCUGUAAAUACUCCGGAGCGCAGCCCGGCAGCGCGCGCGGUGGCUGCUGGCGGAGCUGGAAGGACCUCCGAGCCCGCGGGACCAGCUGCAGAGAGAUAUCACAUCCACACAUUCAUAUUCAUUCAUUCAUUCAAUGCAGAAUCAAACACGCACAUGCGCGUCUCUUAAGAGACGAACUCACUAACUCGCCAUCAGUCCACAGCCAUUGAUUCACGAGGGCGCGCUCUGUUUGCAGCUGCACGCGCACACAACUUGGGCAAAAGAAAACAAUUUAUUCAAGUGUGGGAGGGGGGCGAGAGUGUUUUGCGGGUAGGAGGGGAGGGGAGGGGGUUGUGGACUCGGAGAGUCGCACCAUGCCACAUUGCAGCGCACUGUGCGUGUACUUGUUGACGCUCCUGAGCCCGGUGGGGACGCUGCUCACCGAGGACGUGGAGGUGUUGGUCUUCCUGCCGCAGAACAACUCGUACCCGUUCUCGCACACGCGGGUCGCGCCCGCGAUCCUUUACGCGCAGCAGCGGCUGCGGGCGGCCGGGGGACAGUACUCCGGGUUCCGCUUCAACCUCGACUUCCAGGACUCGGACGGCGUGAACGACGCCGUGUUCGCGCUGGUGGAGAGGUCGUGCGCGCGCAAGCCGGACCUGAUCCUGGGGCCGGUGUGCGAGUACGAGGCGGCGGCGGUGGUGAGGCUGGCGUCCCGCUGGGACAUCCCGGUGAUCUCGGCAGGUGCCCUGGCCGCCGCCUUCGGGGACAAGCAGGGCGAGUACUCCCACCUGACGCGCAUCGCGCCGUCCCACGUGAAGAUGGCGGAGACGUUCACGGCGAUGUUCGAGCACUUCAAGUGGAGAAGCGCGCUGCUGGUGUUCGAGGACGACAAGAGGGAGCGGAACUGCUACUUUACGCUGGAGGGGGUCUACCACCUGAUGGCCGACUUCAGCAUCAAGACCUACUCGUUUCAACAGGGGGGGCGCCUGGACACCGAUGAGCUCCUCCAGGACAUCGUGGACACCGAAGUGGUGAUCAUGUGCAUGGGAGCGGACCGAAUACGAGAGAUCAUGCUGGCUGCACACAGACGACGGCUGACCAACCCCAAUUACAUGUUCUUUAAUGUUGAACUCUUCAACGCCUCUUUUUAUGGCAAUGGUUCGUGGAAGAGAGGGGAUGAAUAUGACAACGAAGCAAGGCAAGCCUAUGCUUCAUUGAACACUUUGACACUGCUCAGGACGGUCAAGCCCGAGUUUGAAAACUUCUCCAUGGAAAUGAAAAAGUCCAUCGAGAAACCCGGGUAUCAUGACUGCAAAGACUGCGGAAGUGUCAACAUGUUUGUUGAGGGAUUCCAUGAUGCCAUGUUGCUGUAUGCCAUUGCCUUGCAUGAGGCCAUGAAGAAUGGAUUCAGUAAGAAGAACGGAACCGAGAUCAUCUCACGCAUGUGGAACAGAACUUUUGAAGGGAUUGCUGGCCAGGUGUCUAUGGAUGCCAAUGGAGAUAGAAAUGGAGAUUUCUCUUUGAUGGCAAUGACGAAUGUUGAAGCAGGAACCUAUGAGGUGGUGGCCAACUACUUCGGUGCAAAUGGAACUUUUCAGCUACUUCCUGCCUUCAACAAAGACCAUUUCACCCUGAGAGGAAGACAUCUACCACACUCAGAGCUAGCAGAAAAAUCAUGUGGACUAGGAGUAUCCGCUUUGACUGGAGUCAUAGUGGGAGCUGUUCUGGGAACUGCAUUGCUUAUAGCUUUCUUCUUUUUCAGAAAAAACUACAAGAUAACCAUUGUGCGUCGCACGCACAGUGAAGAGUGUGACAAUGGAAAGCACCGUCAGUUACGAGAGGACUCCAUCAGAUCCAAUUUCUCCGCAGCUUAAACAGCUGCAGCGGCAGAAAGCCACACAUCUGGAUGUCACCAAAGACUAUGCGACGGUUGUCAUUGGAACCAUGCUGUUAAACAUGAUACAUUUCUUUGUGUUUGUAUACUUUGUGUUUUGGAUUAUUGUAACUCAGGACAGUUGUAACAGUCACAAAGCACACGAUUGUACCAAUGGAUCAAAAGCUUUGGCCAUAAUGUUCCUCCAAGAAUCUACAUACAAUAUUAGAGCAUCAACACACACAUAAGCUUUGCUAUGUAAACAUGUAAACAUGAUAAUAAGUCUAUAAUGCGGCUGGUGCUGCAUGCAAGUUGGAGGACUUGAGUUUUUUCCUCCUUUUUCCUUCUGUUCAUCACAACAGCCCUAAUAGAGAUGGAACACCCUCCACAAACCGCUGGGUGAUGUCAGGCCGACUAUGUCCACUUCUUAUAGACAGGCUGUGCAAUGGCGACAUUGCGGUGUGUGACCCCGACCCUCCGUUACCCCCCUCAGGUCCACACUGUCAGCGCAGUCAGCGCUGUUAGCAGCGUUAGCUCAACCGUGGCUCCGGCUCAACCACGUCCAUGUUUACCUGUGGUGGCAAUACUCUUAAUAUCCUUCACAUCUCCGUUUGAGUAUACUUGUGAUAUUUGAAUGAUUAGAUUAGAUUUUUAUUUUUAUUUUAUUCAGAUGGGGGUUAGCAACACUGAAUUAUACUGAGCUGACGGUUUGUUGAACACUAUAAAUGCAUGCCCUCGUGAGGCGGCUCUGUAUCAAGAAAUGAUACAGCUAGAGCUCACAGACUAGAAGUCAAGGCCAUAAGUAUUAGUUUUUGAGGUUUUCCGUUUGUACAAAUUUAAAUUCCUCAUUCCUAAGUGAGCACAUUGCUUUUAAACUUUACCAAGUAGGCUUUAUUAAUGCUUGGUAAAUAAUUCACUAAUGCUUUAAAAAGCAGUAAUAAGUAAUACGCCUCGGGUUGGGUCGUGGUCGUUUUGGCUGAACACUGAUCUGAAGCGCUGGACUGAUUAUCUGAUCUGUCUGAUCAUCUAUGUGAUCAUGUUUGUUUCCCUGUUGGGUAUUUUUUUGUAUGAAAUAAAUGUUGUAAAUGAGUUACUUUGCGAACAAUGUUAACACAACCAAUUGAAAAUAUAGAAGUAGAGUUGUAGGAGAACAAUGCAAAGAUUUUUAAUAAUAACUUGUCUCAUUCAUUAAAUAAUUUAUUCACUUUACCAAAGACAUCACAAAAUGGAACAGAAAGAAUUAAUUGGGAUAGUCGUUUCAUGAAAAAAUAUUUUCUGUCUGCAUUAGUGACUCUUUAGUUCAUAGCUAGUCAUUGGGGUUGCAUUAUUUGUGCUGGAUUUACAGACGUGUUUUUAUAGAUGCAAAGAAAAGAACUUGGUAAACAGCCCCACCAGCCGGCUGGCUCAGUUUGUGUUUUGGGGGAAAUGUUCUGAGAGAAAACAGAUUUGUUUUGUAUUUGCUUUAUUCUGGAGUAGCACACUUUUGUUUAAAGCUCUGUUUGAUAUUACCAUGAUAACUUUUGGUGUAUCUUAGGGUAUAGUUAAAACCGUGACCUUAAUGUAUUUAAAUUAUUAUGUUAUUUAACAUCCAUAUUUUAAAAUCUGUCCCUCAAUAUUGAAUUUGUAGUGAUUUUAUUAAACUUUAUCCUAUUUGG
Molecule: messenger RNA, 3519 nt
Organism: Pungitius pungitius (ninespine stickleback)
Lineage: Eukaryota; Metazoa; Chordata; Actinopteri; Perciformes; Gasterosteidae
Gene: npr3
Product: natriuretic peptide receptor 3
Exons: 8
Coding region: 363-1865 (500 amino acids)
Biological process (GO): signal transduction
Cellular component (GO): membrane
Molecular function (GO): natriuretic peptide receptor activity; peptide hormone binding
Source: RefSeq, a predicted model, not a curated record